UAAAUUUUACUAUCUCUGUUCGAUAAUGUUAAUACAGUAAAGAAAAUCAAAAAUUAUACUAAUCGAAAAUGUUACAAGAAAGUAAUCCAGCAGCCACCACAGGUGCGAAAAACGUUUUCAUUACUUCGUUAAUCAGCAGUCAGAUUUUUAAGUCAACAUCUACACAUGCAAUUGUAAGAAAAAUAAUAUUUAAUCGACGAUAGUCAGGUGCUCUCGCAGGAACCAUGUGCGAUUUUAUAUCAUUUCCUUUGGAUACGCUUAAAACGCGAUUACAAAGUCAACAUGGUUUCUUAAAAUCUGGUGGUUUUAGACAAUUGUAUAAGGGUUUAGGCCCCGUAAUGAUAGGAUCCGCACCAUCAGCUUCGCUAUUUUUUAUAACUUAUGAAACUUUAAAAAUAAUGUUUCAACCUCAAAUACCUGAACAAUAUCACGUGUUUAUACAUAUGACUGCCGCGUCAGUCGGAGAAAUGGUUGCAUGUCUUAUUCGAGUCCCAGUAGAAGUAGUGAAACAAAGGAGACAAGCAUUUUUAAGCGAUGCCCACAAAUUACCUUUGAGAGCUUUAUAUCGUGGUUACGGAAGUACUGUGAUUAGAGAUUUACCGUUCGGUUUAAUUCAGAUGCCACUCUGGGAACAUUUUAAACUUUAUUGGAAAAAACACGUAAAACGUGAGUGCACGCCUAUGGAGGGUGCUAUCUGCGGAUCGGCGUCAGUUGCUAUAUCUGCGGCCCUAACGACACCUUUAGACGUUGCAAAAACUAGAAUAAUGUUGUCGAAUGUGACGGUAGGGAAAGAUGAAAUAAAAAUAUCCGCGAUGUUAAGCAAGGUUUACCACGAUCAUGGUUUUAAAGGACUUUUUGCAGGCUUUGUACCAAGAGUGUGUGGUUUUACUAUUAGCGGAUUCGUAUUUUUUGGUGUUUACGAAAAAGUUAAAGAAAUUUGUAUUGCGGUUUUGCCACCAUAAUGUUGUGAAAGAUACAUUUAUAAAUAUAAAUCAUGGUUAAUAUUUUGUCAAAUGAUACUACCAUAGAGUCAAAAUAGAAAGAAAAUUGAGAUAGAAGUGAAUUUCAUUUCAAAGAGAACGAGUAUUUAUGUUACAUUGAAUUUUACUCAUGACAUAGAAAAGUACAAAAUGAAAAAAUAAUUGCAUUUAUAUUUUAAUUAUUAAUAGAAAGAUAUACUGUAAUCUUUUUAUCACAAAUUUUGC
Bombus pyrosoma is the source of this 1205-nucleotide messenger RNA. Its product is annotated as S-adenosylmethionine mitochondrial carrier protein-like. Gene Ontology annotation, cellular component: mitochondrial inner membrane. Bases 225 to 962 code for a protein of 245 amino acids. The record is from RefSeq and is a predicted model, not a curated record. Gene Ontology annotation, molecular function: S-adenosyl-L-methionine transmembrane transporter activity. The transcript has 7 exons. Lineage: Eukaryota; Metazoa; Arthropoda; Insecta; Hymenoptera; Apidae.